CACAUGCGCACCUGGGGCGGGCGGCGGCGGCGGCGGCGAGGGCACCCCGAGCCCCAGGCAGGGAGCGGGGCCGGGCUGGGGCGGGGUUAGGCAGGUGAGUGACAGGCUCCGGGGGGCCGGCCCCAGCUGGCAGCCCCGAGCUCGCCAGAGUAGCUGCGGCGGUAACCGCCCCCUCUCUCCGCCCCUCCGGCGCGGGGAGCUGGUCUCCGGCCGGGCACCGUCGCGGGCCCCCCUGGCCCGGCCACCUGGGACUGUGGCAGGGGAGCCGGCCACCUCGCUCUCUCCCCUCGCCCACAAAGUUUGUGGCGGAGCCGGCGCCGGGGCCGAGCGCGCCCCCCGGGGGGAGGUCGGGGAGCGCCCGAUGCCGGGAGCCGGGAGCCGUUGACCCGGGACGCCGCGGUCCGGGGCCGGAGGAGCGGAGCAGUCGACCCUCCCCGCCGCCUCCGGUGCAUGGGGCCCGGCUGAGGACCCAGCAUGGGCAACUGCGUGGGGAGACAGCGACGGGAGAGGCCGGCCGCCCCGGGACACCCCCGCAAGCGAGCAGGCCGCAAUGAGCCCCUGAAGAAGGAGCGGCUGAAAUGGAAGAGUGACUACCCCAUGACUGACGGGCAGCUGCGGAGCAAACGGGACGAGUUCUGGGACACGGCGCCCGCCUUCGAGGGCCGCAAGGAGAUCUGGGAUGCCCUCAAAGCCGCCGCCUAUGCCGCCGAGGCCAAUGACCACGAGCUGGCCCAGGCCAUCCUGGACGGUGCCAGCAUCACCCUGCCUCAUGGCACCCUCUGCGAGUGCUACGACGAGCUGGGCAACCGCUACCAGCUGCCCAUCUACUGCCUGUCGCCGCCCGUGAACCUGCUGCUGGAGCGUGCCGAGGAGGAGAGCCUGGAGCCCCCCGAGCCCGCGCCCAGCGUGCGCCGUGAGUUCCCGCUCAAGGUGCGGCUCUCCACGGGCAAGGACGUGAGGCUCAGCGCCAGCCUGCCCGACACGGUGGGCCAGCUCAAGCGGCAGCUGCACACGCAGGAGGGCAUCGAGCCAUCCUGGCAGCGGUGGUUCUUCUCCGGCAAGCUCCUCACAGACCGCACUCGGCUCCAGGAAACCAAGAUCCAGAAAGACUUUGUCAUCCAGGUCAUCAUCAACCAGCCCCCACCGCCCCAGGACUGAGGAGCCUGAGGACCCUGGGACGAGGGGCACUGGGCCUCCCCCGGCCCACCGCUGCCCUCCAGGGGCUCCUCCCUGCCUGCCCAGUGGCUGCUGGGCGAGGGGCCCUCCCCGAUGCCCCCCCUAGCACCCCGGAAGCAGUGCUGCCACACACAGGCCUCGCCAACCUUGUGAGAGCGACAUCGGCCGGGGCCCUCCCUCGCCUCCCACCUUCCCCCAAGGCGGCGGGUUCGAGCCACGAGGGCCGCCCCGAGGCUGGUGCUGCUGCCCAGAUCACUCCGGUUUUCUGCUCAGGGUCUGAAGCAGCUGCUGUCUCCCUCCCCCGCCCCCCUGCCUCGGCCUUGGGCAGCCCAUUCCUGGGCCCGGUGCCAGUCCCUCAGAGGGCAGGGGACUGCCACAGGCCCCAGGAACCAGCGGCCCAGGGCUGCGCUCUGCCUCUUCCUGCCCCCAGCACAAUUGGCAGAAGGGAGGCAGGUGGCCAGAGGGGCGGCCGAUGUGGCAGGGGUCUGCCGGGGCCAUCUCGUGACUGUGACCCCAGCAAUGGCCUCCCGGCAGGUCCCUGCAUACAA
Molecule: messenger RNA, 1724 nt
Organism: Sorex fumeus (smoky shrew)
Lineage: Eukaryota; Metazoa; Chordata; Mammalia; Eulipotyphla; Soricidae
Gene: UBTD1
Product: ubiquitin domain containing 1
Exons: 3
Coding region: 475-1158 (227 amino acids)
Molecular function (GO): protein binding
Source: RefSeq, a predicted model, not a curated record